GCGAGACUGUAGUAGUGUAUGUGUGUGUGUGUGUGUGUCUGUGUCUGUGUAUGUGUUUCGGGCUCGGGAGAAGCCAGCGGCGAGGCUUUAGUCGGCUUACUACCCAGGUAGCUCCUCGCUGAGUGAGCAAAACCAACGUUCGAGCUACCCGAGGGGAGAGUCGAGGACUCGCCCGGUACCCGGGAGGGGCGAGGAGAGGAAACGAGCCGGGCGGCAGGGAGAGCGCACCGACUGCCCCAGUCGUGGCUGGGCUUCACCAAUAGGUUGUAGUUUUGUUUAAACUGAUCUAGGGUGUUCUGAAGGAAAUUACAAAGAAAAAGAAUUUCGAGAGCAAUAAAAUCGGCGAAUAUCGACAGCCUCGGCCAAAGAAAGUAGAGGGAGUGGAGUACCAGCGCCUCAAGGAAUAUUAAAUAGCACCGAAAUCCAAAGGAAGAAGAAGAAGCGCCGUGGAGGUGAAUCCGGCACCUCGUGAACGGGAAGCCCGCCCGCCCGCGGUGUGUCGCCGCUCGGAUGCUGCCUGUUAAAGGUCAGCGAAAGGUUAGUUUGCAAGAGGAGCGCUGGUCUGCCCCACAAGAAAAAGUUGAGACCUGACUAUUCAAUGCCAAGCCAUUUGCCUCAUCAGACAGUCUAGCAAAGGUCCAGGAAGUAGCAAGCUGGCUUUUGGAAAUGAACCAGGAACUGCUGUCUGGGGGCAGCAAGAGGCGCCGGCCGGGUGGCUCUGUGCAACGUAAUGCUUCCUCUAGUCGAGCUUCUCAUGAAGGUGAGGAAGAGGGUGAGGAAGAAGUGGUGGACAGAGUUGUGGAGGAGGAGACGCAUCAGGAAGGAAGGAGUGAGUCUUCAAGGCCUGAAAUUAGUAGCAGCAGUGGCAACAGUGAACUACCUGGAGGACAUAAUGUGAAUGGACUGGGCGAGAGUCUGUUGCAUGAAGCAGCGUCAUUAGGACAUGAGGAGGAGGAAGAAGAGGAUGAGGACGAGGAAGAGGAAGGACCUCACCUAGAAGAAAACAAUAAUGUCAGUCAUCACUCAGAGGAGGAGGAGGAAGAGGUAUUGGUUGGUCCAGGGGAACGGGAGAGAAUCUUCACUAUUAGAAGUGGAGAUGAGGUUGAAAUUGCAGAGGAGGAGGAAGAAGAGGAGGAGGAAGAGGAGGAAAUGGACCAAGACAGUGAUGAUUUUGACAGUAGUAGGGAAGAGGAUCAGCCAAUACAUAUUAACAAUGUUUCGGACACAAAUGAUAACCUGGACCUGUCAAUGGAGCAGCAGCAGCAACAGCAGCAGUCGCCUCUUUUCAAAACUGCACAGAUGAAGAGAAAGUUGGACCAUGGCCCCGAGGUCCGGUCUUUCUCUUCAGGAAAGAAGCCCUGUAAAGGUUCAGAGUAUACAAGCACUACAGGGCUCGUUCCACAUUCAGCCACCCCUACCACCUUUGGUGACUGGAGGGCAGCCAAUGGACAGGGGCAGCAGAGGCGCAGAAUCACAUCGAUCCAGCCACCUGCAGGACUUCAGGAAUGGCUUCGAACGUUUCAGAGCUGGAGUGGACCAGAGAAGCUGCUUGCUCUAGAUGAGCUUAUCGACAGUUGUGAGCCGACACAGGUGAAGCACAUGAUGCAAGUGAUCGAGCCACAGUUCCAACGAGACUUCAUUUCUCUUCUACCUAAAGAGCUUGCAUUGUAUGUCCUUUCAUUCCUUGAGCCCAAGGACCUGCUGCAAGCAGCGCAAACCUGCCGCUACUGGCGAAUCCUCGCAGAAGACAACCUGCUAUGGAGAGAGAAAUGCAGAGAAGAAGGUAUAGAUGAACCCCUUUAUAUUAAAAGGAGAAAAGUGAUCAAGCCUGGCUUCACACACAGUCCCUGGAAAAGUGCUUACAUUAGACAACAUAGAAUAGACACAAACUGGCGACGAGGAGAACUGAAAUCACCAAAGGUGCUUAAAGGUCAUGAUGAUCAUGUGAUCACGUGUCUACAGUUUUGCGGUAACAGAAUAGUCAGUGGUUCUGAUGACAAUACCCUUAAAGUUUGGUCUGCAGUAACAGGAAAGUGUUUAAGAACACUAGUUGGUCAUACUGGUGGUGUCUGGUCAUCUCAGAUGAGGGACAAUAUUAUAAUCAGUGGCUCAACAGACCGGACACUAAAAGUAUGGAAUGCUGAAACUGGGGAAUGUAUUCACACUUUAUAUGGGCAUACGUCUACUGUCCGUUGUAUGCAUCUUCAUGAAAAAAGAGUGGUGAGUGGGUCCCGGGAUGCUACGCUCAGAGUCUGGGACAUUGACUCAGGCCAGUGUUUACAUGUUCUAAUGGGUCAUGUUGCAGCAGUACGAUGUGUGCAGUAUGAUGGCAGGAGAGUGGUGAGCGGCGCAUAUGACUUCAUGGUCAAAGUAUGGGAUCCUGAGACAGAAACCUGUCUACAUACACUUCAGGGACACACCAACAGGGUCUAUUCGUUGCAGUUUGACGGCAUCCAUGUUGUAAGUGGCUCACUAGACACUUCUAUCAGAGUGUGGGAUGUGGAGACAGGAAACUGCAUUCACACGUUAACAGGGCAUCAGUCACUGACUAGUGGGAUGGAACUGAAAGACAACAUUUUGGUCUCUGGGAAUGCAGACUCUACUGUUAAAAUCUGGGAUAUCAAAACAGGACAGUGUUUGCAGACAUUGCAAGGCCCCCACAAACAUCAAAGUGCUGUGACCUGCCUUCAGUUUAACAAGAACUUUGUAAUUACCAGCUCAGAUGAUGGGACUGUGAAACUGUGGGACCUAAAAACGGGAGAGUUUAUCCGGAACUUGGUAACAUUGGAGAGUGGUGGCAGUGGUGGAGUAGUAUGGCGCAUCCGGGCAUCUAACACCAAAUUAGUGUGUGCAGUGGGCAGUCGCAAUGGCACAGAAGAGACCAAGCUGCUUGUGCUGGACUUUGAUGUGGAUAUGAAAUGAAGGACGAGAGUGAGAGUUACAGAGACGCACAGAUUUUGAAAUGUCUACGCAUUACACUUUACACACAUGCCCUACCCAUCAUCCCUGCCAAUACACACCCACUUCCAACUCUUCCCAUCCUACCCAGGUUUUGGGUUCUUGGUAAAAGAGGAGGGUGCUGGCCUGUGGAAAACAGAAUGCAGUGGUGAAGAGUUGUAGUCUGCUGCGGAAGACAACAGAAGAGGGAGUUCGUAUUUAUAACUGACAUGCACACUCUGUAUCUGUCAUCAUCACAAGAAAUUUCCUCUUCAGUUUAAGGGCACCUCAGCACAGAGAGACUUGUUCACUCAAGCCUGAUGCAACCGUUAUGUAUAUUUUUAUUUCCCAUAUAAACAGGAACCCAUUUUAUGGAUUCUUUGCUGCAUCAAGAUGUUAAAUAAAUCAACAAACAUUCAUGUAAAAUGUUUAUAGUGUAAAAUAAAAAGAGAGCUUAUCUACAAGAAAACAGAAGGACUGGUCAGCAGUCAAACCAGGAGGCAUUUGCCUCAGUUAUAUAUAUUUUUUGUUGUUUUUUUUUUUUUUCCCUUAUGUUUCCUGGUUUUUAAAAAAGAGAAAAUGUACUGUGAAUUUUUAGUUAUUUUGUACAUUUGAUCAAUACAAUGAAAUCUUUGCCUAAUGUUGCCAACAACAAUCAGUCACAGUAUUAACCUGUUUCUCUUUAUACUCUGUUUCUCUCUACUUGUGUGCGUUUUGGUUUUCUUUGUUGCUUUUCUUUCUAAUUCUGGGUUUAUUGCGCAAAUGUUUUUUUCUCACCCCCUCACCUUUUUUUUUUUUUUUCCUCUUCCUUUUUCCUUGUUCUUUCUUGUCAGUGUCUGGCUGGGUUAGUUCCUCAAUGCUGGUGCUAUGUAGGGGAGGGUGUGUCUCAAAGUUAACAGGAAUGGCAUCCCAUCCCUGAACUGUAUUCCCAGUGGCCAAACCUUAUUUAUGCUGCUAAAAAAGAUGUGUGUUUUUAAAAAAAAAAAAAAAAUGGUUGAGACUCCUAUUGCUGUGACGUUUUAGUCUCAGACUGAAUUCCAAAAUUACUCGUUUGGACUUUGCAAAAGAGAAACAAGAUAAAUAAAAUUUUGCCACUGAAACUUGAGCCAAAUGUGCCUCUAAGAGGCUUGAAAGUAAGGAUGUUUUGGGCAGACAGACAAAUGAAUUUGCAAGUAACAAAUAAACAAAAAAAAAAUCUAAUCUGUGUGUGCUUCGGAUUCAGAAAAAACAUGUAAACACAUUCCUUAGGACAAAGGUCUUUCAGCCUGUUCUCUGGGGAAAUUUUAUUGCUUUGUGGGUUGUGGUGUAUUUGCAAGGAAUGAAAAGGUGUUUUAUGUGUAUAUAAUAUGUAUACUGUAUGUAUAUGUAAAUAUAUACGAAUACAUGCACUAUUGUAGAUGCAUUCAUAGGUGUGUCUAUGUGUGUGUAUAAGUACAGUAUAUAUAGUGUGUGUAUGUAUGUACAGAGAGAUUAAAUAAAUAUAUAUGUAUAUGUACACACACAAAAAAGCAAAUACUGACAGAAUAUUUUUUAAUAAAUAAUGGAUUUAAGCCUUGCGGGUCAGUCUUAGUAUUAAAAGUAUUACAGAUGUUACAUAUGAUUUCUGCAAGCUACUGAAUGGACAGUGCAGUUAAAGUUGUUGUGUAAAUGCAAAGCACCAUGGGUAAAAAAAAACAGGAAAAGAGUAGCCAAAUGAUUUGCCUCAUUCUCCGAGAGCCACAUAACUCAAGCUGAACUGUGAAAGUGGUUUAACACUGUAUAUUAAAAAAGCUGUUUUUUCCUCUCCUCUCCUUAUUUCUGUUAAUUUAUAAUCUGGUUUAAGAAAUCAGAUUUCAAGGUGUUUUAAUUUCAUUUAAUGUAACUGCCUGACAUAACAGACAGAGAAACCUUAAAGGGAUUGUGUCUAUCAUUUGAUUCAUUUAGAAUUUUUAUUUUCUUAUAACUUAAGUGCAAUAAAAUGUGGGUUCUUCUUUCGUUUCAA
Messenger RNA from Polypterus senegalus (gray bichir), 4918 nucleotides. RefSeq names its product F-box and WD repeat domain containing 7 (gene fbxw7). Gene Ontology annotation, cellular component: cytoplasm; nucleus. Bases 667 to 2922 code for a protein of 751 amino acids. The record is from RefSeq and is a predicted model, not a curated record. Gene Ontology annotation, molecular function: ubiquitin binding. The transcript has 13 exons. Lineage: Eukaryota; Metazoa; Chordata; Cladistia; Polypteriformes; Polypteridae. Gene Ontology annotation, biological process: ubiquitin recycling; proteasome-mediated ubiquitin-dependent protein catabolic process.